Molecule: messenger RNA, 6159 nt
Organism: Strigops habroptila (Kakapo)
Lineage: Eukaryota; Metazoa; Chordata; Aves; Psittaciformes; Psittacidae
Gene: PRKCB
Product: protein kinase C beta
Exons: 17
Coding region: 166-2178 (670 amino acids)
Biological process (GO): protein phosphorylation
Molecular function (GO): diacylglycerol-dependent serine/threonine kinase activity; ATP binding; zinc ion binding
Source: RefSeq, a predicted model, not a curated record
GGUGCCUCCCGCCAGCUGCAGACAGAGGUACGGUGCGCGCCGCCGAGCCCCGGUCACAGCUGCAGCGGGCGGACCGCGCCGAGCCGCACCGGGCCGAACGGGUCAGACCCGCACCGGGCAGAGCCAAACCGAGCGGAGCCGGCGGCCGGCAGCCCUCGUUAGAGCAUGGCCGAGCCGCCGGCAGCGCCGGGCCCUGAGGGCGAGGAGGGCCCGGUGCGGUUCGCCCGCAAAGGCGCCCUGCGGCAGAAGAACGUGCACGAGGUCAAGAACCACAAGUUCACGGCGCGGUUCUUCAAGCAGCCCACCUUCUGCAGCCACUGCACCGACUUCAUCUGGGGCUUCGGCAAGCAGGGCUUCCAGUGCCAAGUUUGCUGCUUCGUCGUGCACAAGCGGUGCCAUGAGUUCGUCACCUUCUCCUGCCCCGGUGCUGAUAAAGGCCCUGCCUCGGAUGAUCCCCGGAGCAAACACAAGUUUAAAAUCCACACGUACUCCAGCCCCACCUUCUGUGACCACUGCGGGUCAUUGCUGUAUGGGCUCAUUCACCAGGGGAUGAAAUGUGACACCUGUAUGAUGAACGUGCACAAGCGCUGCGUGAUGAACGUCCCCAGCCUGUGCGGGACGGACCACACCGAGCGCCGCGGCCGCAUCUACAUCAGGGCUGACAUCGAGAAGGACGUGCUCACCGUCGUAGUAAGAGAUGCUAAAAACCUAGUUCCUAUGGACCCUAAUGGCUUGUCAGAUCCCUACGUGAAGCUUAAACUAAUCCCUGACCCCAAAAAUGAAAGUAAACAGAAGACCAAAACUAUCAAGUGCUCCCUGAAUCCUGAGUGGAAUGAGACAUUUAAAUUCCAACUGAAAGAGGCGGACAAAGACAGGCGGUUGUCUGUGGAGAUCUGGGACUGGGAUCUGACCAGCAGGAAUGAUUUCAUGGGCUCCUUGUCCUUUGGGAUUUCUGAGCUGCAGAAGUCGGGAGUCGAUGGAUGGUUUAAGCUGCUGAGCCAGGAGGAGGGCGAGUAUUUCAACGUCCCAGUACCUCCUGAGGGAGAAGAAGGAAACGAGGAGCUGAGGCAGAAGUUUGAGAGAGCCAAGAUUGGAACAGGGUCCAAGGCUGCGGAUGAGAAGACGAGAAAUGCCAUCUCCAAAUUCGACAACAACGGGAGCAGAGAUCGGAUGAAACUGUCGGAUUUCAACUUCCUGAUGGUGCUGGGCAAAGGAAGCUUUGGGAAGGUGAUGCUGGCAGAGAGGAAGGGCACGGAUGAGCUCUAUGCUGUUAAGAUCUUGAAGAAGGAUGUUGUAAUCCAGGAUGAUGAUGUAGAGUGCACGAUGGUUGAAAAGCGCGUCCUGGCUCUCUCCGGGAAGCCUCCGUUCCUGACCCAGCUUCACUCCUGCUUUCAGACCAUGGAUCGCUUGUAUUUUGUGAUGGAAUACGUGAAUGGUGGGGACUUAAUGUACCAGAUCCAGCAGGUUGGGAGGUUUAAAGAGCCACAUGCUGUAUUCUACGCAGCAGAAAUAGCCAUUGGCCUCUUCUUCCUGCAGAGCAAAGGCAUCAUUUACCGGGACCUAAAGCUGGACAAUGUGAUGCUGGACAGUGAGGGGCACAUAAAGAUCGCAGACUUCGGCAUGUGCAAGGAGAACAUCUGGGACGGGGUGACCACCAAGACCUUCUGCGGCACUCCAGACUACAUUGCACCUGAGAUAAUUGCUUAUCAGCCCUAUGGGAAGUCUGUGGAUUGGUGGGCAUUUGGCGUCCUGCUCUAUGAAAUGUUAGCUGGCCAGGCUCCCUUUGAGGGGGAAGAUGAAGAUGAGCUCUUCCAGUCCAUCAUGGAGCACAACGUCGCCUACCCCAAGUCCAUGUCCAAGGAGGCUGUGGCGAUCUGCAAAGGGCUGAUGACCAAGCACCCUGCCAAGCGCCUGGGAUGCGGCCCAGAAGGGGAGCGGGACAUCAAGGAGCACGCGUUCUUCCGCUACAUCGACUGGGACAAGCUGGAGCGGAAGGAGAUCCAACCUCCCUUCAAGCCAAAGGCUAAGGACAAACGCGACACUUCCAACUUCGACAAAGAGUUCACCCGGCAGCCGGUGGAGCUCACACCCACGGACAAACUCUUCAUCAUGAACUUGGACCAGAACGAGUUUGCUGGAUUCUCCUACACCAACCCCGAGUUUGUCAUUAACGUGUAGUCGCGGCGCGGCCGCGCGCCCUCUCCUCGCAGUCCCAAACUCCAGACCGCCUUGUACAUACCGACACUAGUCUUCCGGGAUUAGCAGUGCAGACAUACACACCCUCAUGCGAAACAUGCCAACCGCUUGGUUUAGGAGGCCUUUCUAUGUCUGUGUCACUUGCUAGCUUGGUUUCCCUAGCUGGAGAUGUUUGGGGUUCGAGUUAACAGUAAUACUUCUAGGAACUAUAGUUGGUGGUGACUAAUAGAGUUUUUAAACAGAAAUAUACCAAAUUGCUACAGUCUUUGUAACCUUUGAAGCGGGCUGCUGAGAUUCCAGUGACCCUAGCUACUCACAAAUCGUUUCUGUUGAAUGCUGAGCAUGGUUGAUAUCUUAAACCGUUGUGCUGAAGCUUGCGAUGACUGUGAGCUUGUCUUAGAGGAGCCUUUUGUUCAAGACAUGGAUACAUUUGAUCAGUGUGGAGAAGUCUGCUUAUAGACAUAUAUUUUUAAACGCGUUGUACAUACCGAAGCCGUCUUCCUCCCUCGCCUCCCGCCAGCCUGCGCUCGCCAUACGGCCUUUCCUACACUCAGGCAUUACGACUCCCAACCAAUUCCAUGCCAGUUCUUGUAAAUCAGAGCAAACCCUUUUUCUAAGCGAAAGGUGGGAUGGUUUUUUCUAACAUCUGGAGCAGUUUGCAGUUUUGAUACGCUCUGUCAGCGCGCUCAUAAGUCUUUCUCCUGUUUUUUUUCACAGACACUGUUGAGAUUUAACAGCUCUGUAAAAGGGUAUUAAUAUUCUACCAAAACAAAACACAUUUAUAUUCUCGGUUUACAGUUUACCAACUGAAAACAGGCCUGCUACAAAAGGGCUGUACUGAGGGCUAUUUCUAAAGGUAACUUUUCUACUUUACACCCUCUGCUAUUCUCUUCAAGGCUCAAACAGGCAUCUUGAGUUACCUGAUUUCAGCCAAAAUUCCUGGGGAUUUUAUUAAGAAAUCCAGGAAUUUCUGCAUCAUUUAAAAAACUAUCUGAAUCAGAAGAGACAAUUCCAGCAGCUGUUUGUAAGGCAGAGCUGUGCUGUGUGUGCAGGAAGGGGCAGGAAGGGCAGCGACAAGCAGGAGCUGCCCAACAGCGGGUAAGCCCUGAGUGUGAGGAGCAUCCUUUGAGUACUGGCUGUUACCCCCCGGUUAUUACACACCAGUUCAGUUGGUUCCCAAAAAACCCCACCCCUGUAUAUAUAUUUUUGAACCACUACUGGUUCUAAUGUAAAUACACAUCACUCCAUGCCUAUAGGGGAAGGUGGGGGUGGAAUUCUAUGAAUCACGAGGAAUCCUGUAAAGGAAAACCUGGUUUGUAGACCUUUUAUAAGCACCAAACUCUACUUUUGCGAUUAUUUUCUUCUUUUAAUGAUUCAAUGAGGAAAAAAGGCUGCUAGAAGCUCGAGCCAACAUCCCACCUUGCGGGGAGCGGCCGGUGUCCGUGCCCUGUUACUAAACACAGUGCCCUGUGGGUGCUGGGGAUGUGAGCUGGGAGCCCACGGCCUCAGGCACUGCCCUGGGCUGGAGGAACCAAACAAACCCCAUUAAAACUGCAAAUUGUGCCAGAUUGAUGAGCGGGCGUAUGAGAUGCUCUGCCCCAGACACAGCCUCACGCAGGCUGGUUUCUGGUGAGGGCUCUCAUAACGCCAGCACACGGUUCAGAAGAUGUGUCGCCAUCCUCUGCAGACCACAGUUGAUGUUCAGAGCAUGUACGUUGCUGUAACUAUCAAACCUGUUGCUGCAGAAUUAGUAUUCCCUCAGUGGUGAAUGUUGUUCAUUUCCGUACCUUCAGCUCCGGAGCCGCUCCCGGGGUCGGUCCAGGAGGAUGCUUCAGGGUCUUCGUGCCAAGGGAGCCACGGGUACACGCAGGGGCUGCUGCGGGGGGUUAUGUCUGUUCUGUUUGGGACUUGUGUGUUCGUGUUGGGGUGAUACUUGUGCAUGGAGCAGGCGUUGUGCUGCUGGGCAGCUUCGGAUCAGCAGGAUUAAGGGCUGUGCUCCAGGGAGAGCUUAGCAAAGGCUGGAUCCUGUUUGCAGGACUCACACCACGAGUAUUUCUGACGUUGUCCGUUCUGCGACUUGCCAAACUCUUAUUUCAAGGUCCAUUUCCAGAUGACCUGUUUUUUCUAUGGAGAAAUGUGUAAUGGGAUAUGCCUGUCCCUGCACAGACGUUGAGAUUUGUACCAACUCUUCCGAGGAAGGGCAGAGUGACAGUGGUUGACUCACUGUUUGCUGUAAUUUGAUGAUUUACUCAUUGCUGUUGGAUGGGGAAAGCGGUGCUUCAGGAAGAUGCUCAGAGAGCAUCAGAGGUGCUGAGAGGCUUCAGGAGAGCCCCGGCUGCUCCGAUGCUUGGAUAAAGCCCAGUAAAAUGAUGUCUGUGGGUGCACCCACAGCUGUGUGCAGCAGUGCAGUGCUGGGGGGCGAGGGGACAGUGCGAGGGAGCAGUGGGUGAGGUAGGAGGAGGAUGCUCGUAGGGUGCACCCUGAGCCUUGUUGCAUGCCUGGGGAUGGGGUUUUCUGCAAGUCUGGUGCCCCACACCAAGUAUCCUGGCUGUGGUGGGAUAGGAGUGGGGCCCAGAGCCCUGCAUGUCACCAGAGCAGAGCAGAGGAGGCAGGACACAGUCACCCACCCAUGAAGGAUGGCAUGUCCUGGCUCUCUUCCAGGCUGGAUCACACCUGAGUGCUGCAGGUAAGUGGGGUGCAGGCUCCUCCCACAGUUCCCCAUGGGGCAGGAUGGAUUAGACACACACACAGGGGCUGUGUUGGCCCCUUUGCUGCUGGUUGGUGGCUGCUCCAGGCAGCAGAACCUGUACAAAUCCUGUACCCAGCCUGGGGGCUUUGCAAAGGAGACCAGUGCUGAGUGAAGACAUGGGGCAGGAGGGCUGAGGCUCCUGAAGGCAGAGAGGGAACCGCUUGCAUUUACCUACUGGCUAAGAACUUCUUUUCCCAAUGCUGGCAUUUGGAAAUACACCAGGAUACCCUGGUGCAGGAGCAGAUUCCCAUUCCUGUCUGUGGGAAUGUUAGGGCUGCAAAUACCGGUGCUCCCUGGGCAUGCCCUAGUCUUUCACUUGGACAUUUUGCCAAGGAAAAGGAGGGAGGACUGUGGCUGUUUGUCCAUGUUCUUGGUCUAAACCAUAGCCCAGCUUGAGCUGGAGAACAGUGGGGAGGCUGCCGGGUGCCCAUGGCAAUGGAGCGUGGCUGGAGAGCCAUCACACCGCAGUUCAGGGUGAGUCUGUGCAGGGCUGUCACCAAGUGUCAGCUCUCCAGAGUGUGCCAGGGGACAGCCCCAGGGCCAUGCCAGAGGUGGGGGACCUGCUGCUGCUGUCUCCCCUACCUAAAUAUCUGAGCAUCUCUUGAUAAGAGAGCCAUCACUGCAGGAGUUACUGACCCAUUUAAUAAAGGCAGGUUUGGCCAACCCACACAGAUAGUGUCAAAGAUGGGAAGAUGAGCGAGUGCUCUGGCAGUAGAUCUGCUCUGGUGAUUGUGAGUCUCAGGAGCUCUAAUGCAAGCGCAGAACAAGAUUUCUAGCUCGGAGUGCCUGGAUCCAGCUGCUCAGAAAGAAGGGCUCACAUCUGGAGGGGGAAAUUAACACACUGACAAGUGCUGCAGCUUCUCUGCUUUUGCAGAAGCGGGUGAGCCACGAGCCUGCAACAGCAGCAGAAGCAACCAGCAUCCUGCUCCAUGCAUGGAAGUGUCACCCGAGCUGUUUAGUUCUGAUCACGUUCAAAGUGGCAAUUAAAACAAGGAAAAAACAUAUAAAAAAAAAAGAAAAUGUUUAUUGUUGAACAGUUUGUGUUCGUGAACUUGAUUUCACCUGCAAGUAUUUGAUGACUUUUCUACAUCCUAGACUACCUGCUGUGUGUUGUCAAAAGAUUCUCAUAAAGACCUCCUUUUAGAUGGGCAUAUACUCUUUAUUCUAUUUGCUGCAUGUAUGAAGAACAAAAUAAAAUAUCUAAUUUUAAAGAA